AUGGGCAAGUUCGACAAACCGGAGGGCAAGAAUUACAAUGGCCCUGGCUUAUUAUGGGGAGCCUUUGCGGAACCGGACUUUGGGAGUGUGGCAGAAUUCCGGCUUUGGGACUUAUUUAACUAUAGAGAGGCCAUGCUGGCUCUCCCUAUGGCUGAAGACCUGGAGGCAGACCUGAUUGAAUUGGCCGUCCAGGGAACUUGA
Messenger RNA from Pelobates cultripes (western spadefoot toad), 201 nucleotides. Lineage: Eukaryota; Metazoa; Chordata; Amphibia; Anura; Pelobatidae. The record is from the annotation of a GenBank genome assembly.